Hevea brasiliensis (rubber tree) is the source of this 2048-nucleotide messenger RNA. RefSeq names its product protein IWS1 homolog 1. NCBI's taxonomy places the organism in Eukaryota, Viridiplantae, Streptophyta, Magnoliopsida, Malpighiales, Euphorbiaceae. The coding region runs from base 158 to 1711 and encodes 517 amino acids. The transcript is spliced from 11 exons. The record is from RefSeq and is a predicted model, not a curated record. Gene Ontology annotation, biological process: regulation of DNA-templated transcription elongation; brassinosteroid mediated signaling pathway.
AACAGGACGGUGGACCUCCUUUGAAUCGAAAGAAAAAAUAAAAUAUAUAAUUACGAACCCUUCAUCUGCUCGGUUAAAGGCUCUGCUCUUAUAAUCAAAAUCUGUGGUCUGCUGAUCUAUCGUCAGAUUUUCUCCGAUCACCGCUGUCUCCGCCAUCAUGGCUUACGAAGACGAUCCUUACCGCGAUGAGGAUGGAGAGCCGUUGAUGGACUACGACGAAAUGCAAUCAGACGGUGGGCAAUCCCCAGAACCUCGCCACGAUGAUUUCCUGGAAGAUGAUGUUGAUGGGUGGGGUGAACAAGAGCGAGAGAGGUCUCAAACUCCGGUAUAUGACGUCGAUAAGGUUGACAAGCCGCGAAAGAGGUUGGUGAAGAAGAGCGAUUCAGGGAUCGGUGCCAAGGAAAAUUAUGUGGUGCCUGAGUUGGUUGAUGAGGAUGAAGAUGAGGGGUUUGGGAGGGAGUAUGCAAUGGAAACAAAAAAGAGGAAGAAAUUUGGCAAGGAAGGAUCUGGGAGUAGUGGGAAGGAUAGGAAGAAAUACAGUAAGGGGGAGAAGAAGUUUUCUAGUGGAGGCAAGGGGGUAAUUGGUUCAAAGUCAGGGUUGAUGAAGAAAGGGAUAUAUUCAGGGAAGUUGUCGGGGAAGGAAGAUGGCGAGGUGAAGGAGAUGUGGGAUACUAUUGCUGGGGGUGAUUCUGAGGAUGAUCAAGAGGGUCCUAGGACUGUGGAUGAUGACAAUUUCAUAGAUGACAGCGGUGUAGAUCCUGCUGAUCGGUAUGGGAGUGACAAUGAACCACGCUCUCCUGGUGAUGCUCCUCAGGCAGAGGAGGGUGAAGAAGAUGAGGAAAUCAAGGAACUCUUCAAGAUGGGCAAGAAAAGGAAGAAGAAUGAGAAAAGUCCUGCAGAAAUUGCAUUGCUAGUCGAGAAUGUCAUGGCUGAGCUUGAGGUUACUGCUGAGGAGGAUGCAGAACUUAAUAGACGGGGUAAACCUGCUAUCAAUAAACUCAAAAAGUUGCCUCUUCUUACUGAGGUCCUCUCCAAGAAGCAGCUCCAGCAAGAAUUUAUAGAUCAUGGAGUACUAACUCUACUGAAAAAUUGGCUUGAACCUCUUCCAGAUGGAAGUUUGCCCAAUAUAAAUAUCCGUGCAGCGAUUUUGAAGAUAUUGACUGAUUUUCCAAUUGAUCUGGAACAGUAUGAUAGAAGAGAACAAUUGAAGAAAAGUGGUCUUGGAAAGGUUAUUAUGUUCUUAUCAAAAUCUGAUGAGGAAACUACAUCCAACAGAAAGCUUGCUAAGGAUUUGGUUGAUAAAUGGAGUCGGCCCAUAUUUAAUAAGAGUACACGAUUUGAGGACAUGAGAAGUAUUGAUGAUGAUCGGGCCUACAGAAGACCAACAGUGAGAAGGCCUGUAAAUAAUUCUGCAGGGAUGGAAUCUAGGGAUGGUGAUCUGGACUUGGAUAUUUCACGGGAGCGAAGAUCUGGUCAGUCAUCUGACAGACAACAUGCUUCUAGGCCAGAAGCAACUCCAUUGGAUUUUGUGGUGCGCCCUCAGUCUAAGAUUGAUCCUGAAGAAAUUAGAAACCGUGCUAAGCAAGUUGUACAAGAUCAGCGCCGACUAAAGAUGAAUAGAAAGUUGCAACAGCUGAAAGCACCGAAAAAGAAGCAACUGCAAGCAACAAAAAUUAGCGUGGAAGGUCGUGGCAUGCUCAAAUAUUUGUGAAUUAUGAAGCUUCUGCGACUCCCUUUGACCGCAAAGGCAGAAGUGGGCGAUUCUGGAGCCAAAUUAUACAGACCCUGUGGCGGAUUGUGUUCACUGUUCAGAAACAAACUGUUAUGCUAGUUGAUUUUCUGGCCUCGGGAUCAUUAAUCGGAUGGAGAUGUUUGAGCUAAUAUAAGCCCAUUUCAAUUGAUUUGGAUAAACAAUUGUCGUGAGGAUGAUUGUAUUUGUUAAAUUGUCUGACAGCUUUUCAUGUUAAAUGUUCAAGUUGAAAUGUUGAUGCUAAGUUGAUCAAAUUUCUGGAGGAAUAAAAUGUUCCCAUUUGCUCUGGAACAGUCAA